AUGGAGCUUCAAGGUUCUUGUCAUUGUGAGAAAGUCAAAUUCAAGGUGAAGUCUAACACACCCGUCCCUUUCAUGUACUGCUACUGCUCAAUUUGUCGUAAAUUGGCUGGCGGUGGUGGAUAUUCAAUCAAUAUCAUGGAUUCAUUGGAAGUUCAAGGAAUGGAAUAUGUAAAAAUAUAUCGAGGGAUCCAUGAAAAGAAUGUCCCCAAAGAGCAACAAGAUGAAUGUGGAAACCGUAGACAUUUCUGUGGCGAAUGUUCUGCGAUGCUUUGGGCCUAUGAUCCACAGUGGUCCCAAUGGUGCUAUCCAUUCGCCUCAGCGAUUGACACCGAACUUCCAGUGGCUAAACGUCCCGUCUGCAUCAUGCUCAAGUACAAGGCGAAAUGGGCUCCGGUGCCAACUGAAGCAGAUGCCUUUGACGAGUAUCCAGAUAAGUCGAUCGAAGAUUGGCAUAAACAUAAUAAACUCUGGCAAGAAUAA
Ambispora gerdemannii is the source of this 480-nucleotide messenger RNA. The record is from the annotation of a GenBank genome assembly. NCBI's taxonomy places the organism in Eukaryota, Fungi, Glomeromycota, Glomeromycetes, Archaeosporales, Ambisporaceae.